AUGGGCGAUGGCGGUUGCGGUUGCGGCAUAAGCAAGUUAGCAGUGAUUGAGUGGGGACAGAACGGUCAAAGGUGGCCUAAGUGGGGACGAUUGAGGGCAGGAGGAGACCCAUUUGGAAAGAUAUGUGUUCAAGUGGAUGCAUGGGGUUUGGGUUAUAUGCAGGAAGCAUUAUCAGCGUACAGUGUUCUUUUACGAAGCAACAGCAUUAUGUUUUAUUUGGAGCACUUUGGUAGCAUUUUCAGUUAUGCGUGUACUAACAACGUCAGGAAGUAUGUGAGAUAA
Molecule: messenger RNA, 282 nt
Organism: Histoplasma mississippiense
Lineage: Eukaryota; Fungi; Ascomycota; Eurotiomycetes; Onygenales; Ajellomycetaceae
Exons: 4
Coding region: 1-282 (93 amino acids)
Source: RefSeq, a predicted model, not a curated record